Molecule: messenger RNA, 885 nt
Organism: Pteronotus mesoamericanus
Lineage: Eukaryota; Metazoa; Chordata; Mammalia; Chiroptera; Mormoopidae
Product: olfactory receptor 1019-like
Exons: 1
Coding region: 1-885 (294 amino acids)
Biological process (GO): G protein-coupled receptor signaling pathway
Cellular component (GO): membrane
Molecular function (GO): G protein-coupled receptor activity; odorant binding; olfactory receptor activity
Source: RefSeq, a predicted model, not a curated record
AUGGCUCGCAGAAACACCAGCGUGGUCACCGAAUUCACCCUCCUGGGCUUGACUGACAGCCCUGAACUGAAUGCUGUCCUUUUCAUGCUGUUUCUCUUGAUCUAUCUCAUUACUGGGGGCGACGUUUGGGUUAUGGCACUAAUUCUGGCUAGUGCCCAGCUCCAUCCUCCCAAGUACUUUUUUCUUUGCCAGCUGGUUUUCUUAGAUUUCUGCUAUUCCUCAGUCUUCAUUCCUAAAAUGUUAGCGAACUACAUAGCAGGACAGACGGCCAUCUCCUAUCCUGGCUGCCUCCUUCAGUGUUCCCUUGCCACCAUGUUCCUGACCACUGAAUGCUUCCUCCUGGCUGCAAUGGCGUAUGACCGGUAUGUUGCCGUUUGCCACCCACUUCACUACAGAGGUCUCCUGACCCCCGCAUUGUGUAUGUACCUGGUGACGGCUUCCAACCUACUAGGUUGUCCUAACUCAUUCAUUCACCUGAGUGGCUUGCUCAGCCUGUCUUUCUGUAGGUCCAACGUCAUGAACCAUUAUUUUUGUGAUAUUCCAUUGCUUUUGCAACUCUCCUGUUCUGACACCCAGUACAGUGAGGUUUUAUUUUCUGUCGUCUCUGGAGCGACAUCAGUGAAUACCUUUCUGAUAGUGGUUAGUUCCUAUCCGGGAAUCCUCCGGACUGUCUGGAAGACACACUCGACAAGGAACAUGUAUAAAGUUUUUUCCACAUGUGCUUCCCACUUUACGGUAGUGACUCUCUUCUACAGAACAGUAAUAUUUUCUUACCUGGGAACCAGCUCUAGCUACCAACAGGAUAGAACCAAAAUCCUGUCCAUGUUUUAUACCCUUUUGCUGCCAAUACUAAGUUUUCUGAUAUACGGUGUUAGAAACACAUAG